AUGAAUAAUGAGCUGAGGCAAAACUAUGCCGAAAUGAAGUGGUCGACCGGACGGCCGUCUGGUUCGAGCCUUUUACCUCUUUCGCUCCGGCCAGGGGAUUUUUCUGGAAUGCUCCAAGUCACCUGGCUGCGUCGUCUCAGCGCCCAGCUCGUCUGGUCGACGCGGACCCAGCUGGCGGGACUCGGAGCCGGCACUAUUCAUGCGGCCACGCAAGCGAAUACAACCAACGCCGAGGCCGGUGAAGGCGGCUCGCCGGACGAGGAAGUUCCGAAGAAGGAGCGGCCGGUCGAGGCGAACCAAUCGGGAGCGCAGAUUGCCAGCGCCCCAUCGGGUUGGGACAACAGACUCAGGUUGGCUGCCAUGGGCUACCAAGUCUGUCUGAUCAGUGACGACGCUCGACCAGCCGAGCUCGGAGGCGACAUAAGAACUGGGAGGGAAGAGGAGGAGGAGAGUGGGGAGGAAGAGGAGGAGGCGGAUGGAGGAGAAGAGAGCAACGUGGGCGAAUUGAGCGUCUGGAGGCCUCGGAAACCGGGACCGACUGGCCAGUCUUUGUCG
Messenger RNA from Protopolystoma xenopodis, 555 nucleotides. Lineage: Eukaryota; Metazoa; Platyhelminthes; Monogenea; Polystomatidea; Polystomatidae. The record is from the annotation of a GenBank genome assembly.